Cuscuta epithymum is the source of this 507-nucleotide messenger RNA. Lineage: Eukaryota; Viridiplantae; Streptophyta; Magnoliopsida; Solanales; Convolvulaceae. The record is from the annotation of a GenBank genome assembly.
UCUAAACCACUCUACACAUUGAGCUAUAUGUUCAUCACAGCAGGAGCUUCAGGCGUUGCUUUCACCAUCAUAUAUUAUGUUGUGGAUGUGAUUUGUUUGAGGAAGCCUGUGGUUAUAUUUCAGUGGAUGGGAAUGAAUGCUCUUAUGAUCUAUGCAUUAGCUGCUUGCGAUCUCUUUCCUGCAGCACUCCAAGGUCUCUAUUGGCGUUCACCUAAAAACAAUCUGGUUGACAGCUCAGAGAGAUUACUGCAAGGAUUGUUUCAUUCAGAGAAGUGGGGUACCCUGGCUUUUGUGAUGCUGGAGAUUCUGUUUUGGGGCAUGGUAGCUGGAUUCUUGCACUUGAAAAGGCUGUAUAUUAAACUGUAAUAAUGAGACUUCUAAUUUCUCCUUGUUGAGGAAUAGCCAUUAAGAAUUACGCGCAGCUAGUGAAACAAGCAGAAGAUUCAGAAGGUGCUUAAUUAAAUAUUCUGUUUGGAUGCAAUGAUUAGAUGCACAGGUCGCCUUUUC